AUGGCUUCCAAAGCACUCGCGAUCAUUGCUGGCGUUGGCCCCGGCACAGGUGCCUCAAUCGCCAGGAGAUUUGCAAAGUCAUAUUCUGUUGUGGUUCUUGCUCGAAACCCAGACAACUACGACCCAGUCGUUCAAGAAAUUAAUUCCAGCGGUGGCCAGGCCUUCGGCAUUAGCACUGAUGUCUCCGACUCGAAGAGUGUGAAUGCUGCUUUUGACAAGAUUCGGGUUCAGUAUCCUUCCUCAAAGGUAGCUGUUGCUGUUUUCAACUCAGGUGGCGGCUUCGUGGUCAAGCCAUUCCUCGAGCUCACGGAAGAAGAUUACUCGAAUGCACUAAAGUCACAGGCACAGGGCGCCUUCAAUUUUGCCCAACGGGCUAUUCCGCUGCUCCUAGAAGCUCGCGAAUCUUCGGAAUACCCGCCCACUUUGAUCUUCACGGGAGCUACCGCUAGUCUCAAGGGUUCUGCUAAAUUUGCUGCGUUUGCUUCGAGCAAGUUUGCACUGCGUGCGUUGGCGCAAUCACUUGCUCGUGAGUUUGGGCCGCAGGGCGUACAUGUCUCGCAUACUGUCAUUGACGGUAUCAUUGAUAUUCCACGUACCAAAGCCUGGGUAUUUGAGCAUGAAGAUGCUAAAUUAAGCCCCGAUGCCAUUGCGGAUUCAUAUUGGCAUUUGCAUACUCAACCUCGCACGACAUUUGCAUUCGAGUUGGACCUCCGACCUUAUAUUGAGAAGUGGUAG
Molecule: messenger RNA, 735 nt
Organism: Penicillium digitatum Pd1
Lineage: Eukaryota; Fungi; Ascomycota; Eurotiomycetes; Eurotiales; Aspergillaceae
Product: oxidoreductase, short chain dehydrogenase/reductase family
Source: RefSeq, a predicted model, not a curated record